AAGUAAGAUAUGAUGGAUUGCCAUGCGUAUCACUGAGCUCAGGCAAAUGGAACUGAGGAGGUCUAACAAUAGUCUCGAAAGCGAGGCUUCCCCGUUGAUUUACACAAAAUGGGGAUUUGAAACCCCGUACUGGUGCAAGCAAACUUCUUGCCGCACUUCUGCUUGUUUGCAAGAACGAAUCUUAUCGUCUUUCAAGCGCCCAUGGCUUACAUCCCUUAACUUUCCCUAUUUCCGAGCUGAAACGCCCGCUUGUCUCGCAUAGGCGUAAUUGUUCGUGUAUAGUCGAUGUCCGAAUAGCCCUGCGUCCGUUGUCGGUCUCGGGCAUACUCCCACAGCAUGUCCGUGCUCGUGUGUACCAUAAAGUUCGCCCGCAAAGGCCAGAGCUUUUACGCAUCUCCCUCAAGCCUUCAGCAUGUUUCUCCCUUCGGAAUACUACACAAACGCAAUGAAUAGUCUGCCUGUGCUUGAUCUUCGCGAUGCGCUCCUUUUCGCCGUUGGCGGUGGUCUGGUGACCCACUUAAUCUACAAAAAAUACGAAGUGCAACCAUCAAGCUAUAUUCCGACGUUCCUCCUGCUCAUUGCGACUCCGUUUAUCUGUUCCUCCUUCCUCCCUCCACACUUCAGCUCGACAACGAAUGCCUACAUCGCGGGUUUCGGCACGUUCUACUCCUCCCUCCUCGCCAGUAUUGCUUGCUACCGUCUAUCUCCCUGGCAUCCGCUUGCGAAAUACCCUGGACCUAUUCUAGCAAAACUUUCAAAGUUCUGGAUAAUCUAUAUCAUCCUUAAGGGUGAUCAGUUACGCGUAGUCACGGAACUGCACAAAAAGUACGGUCCCUAUGUGCGCCUUGGUCCAAAUGAACUAUCUUUUGCAGAUGCGGACCUUCUUCCCGUACUCCUCGCUCCGGAUAUGCCACGAGGACCCAUGUGGGAUGGCCGCCGCAAUCCCGAUGCGCCACCAAAUCUUAUUGCCACGCGGAGCAGCGCCGACCACGCGCGCAAACGUGUUCCGUGGACUCAUGCGUUCAGCACCGCGUCUGUGCGCGAGUACCAGCCUGCUAUCACGCGUCGUGCUGGACAGCUUGCGGAGGAACUCGAAAAGCGCGCUCUAUCAGGCGAAACGGUGAACCUGGUAACUUGGAUGACCUACUUUGCAUUUGACUUCAUGGGUGACAUGGCUUUUGGUGGAGGUUUUGAGCUCAUGCGCAAUGGCGACGUGAAUGGACUGUGGAAAAUGAUGGUUGAUCGUAUUGACGCCAUCGGAUGGCAAAUGCACAUUCCUUGGGCGACGCGUCUCCUUCUCAAAGUCCCAUUCGCUACUGAGGCAGUUGUCAAAUUCCGGAAUUUCACUAUCCAAUGUGCAGCCCAGCGUAAAAUGAAGGGCUCGCACGUUAAGGAUCUGUUUUAUCAUCUCAUCAACGAAGGUCAUGAAGAGCCGAAUGCAUCAAAGCUGAGUGAGGUAGUCGUGAGCGGAGAGCUUGCUAUCGUCGCGGGAUCAGAUACCACGUCGACAACCCUCAGUGGGGUAUUCUUUUACCUACUCACAAACCCUGAAUAUUAUGCACGACUUCGUGAGGAAGUUGACGCAUACUUCCCGCUUGGCGAGGGCGAGCCAUUCGACGGAACACGCCUUGCGGAGAUGAAAUACCUAAAUGCCGUCAUCAACGAGACGUUGCGCAUUCAACCAGCAGUUCCGACCGGAAUUCAGCGAGCACCGGAGAAAGGCACUGGGGGGAAGUGGAUUGGCAAACACUUCCUAUCUGAGGGGACCGCCGUGAACAUUCCUCCGUACGUUUUACACCACAACCCACAGUACUUCUCUCCCGCACCCGACUCUUUUUGGCCUGACCGCUGGCUCCGGAACACCAAAUCUCAGUCAGGUGAUCAAGAAAAGGUUGAGAUAACACAUAAUAUCUCUGCAUUCAUCCCGUUCAGCGCCGGCCAUGCGAACUGCGCUGGUAAAAAUCUGGCUCUUGCGGAGAUGCGUGUGGUAGUCGCGCUGUUGAUGCAGAAGUUUGAUCUCCGCCUUGCCCCUGAUUACGAUCCGUCUCGCUGGGAGAAAGACAUGAUUGACUUAUUCGUUGUGAAGCCGGGAGACCUACCCGUCAUUAUCACAUUGAGGGCGUGAUGUAUUUAUUUUUCUUUCCCUGUGGCAAUUUCACUGGAAGGGUGGUUAGUUAGGUUACCACUUAUAUGACUGCAGAUUGCACCUUGUAGUGUGUAAAUUUUCAUUCCUCGUUUUGUAAACUAAUAUCUCUGAAUCAUGUAUUUGACCUUGUAUCUUACUAAACAGGCAACGCU
Fomitiporia mediterranea MF3/22 is the source of this 2298-nucleotide messenger RNA. Its product is annotated as high nitrogen upregulated cytochrome P450 monooxygenase 2. The record is from RefSeq and is a predicted model, not a curated record. NCBI's taxonomy places the organism in Eukaryota, Fungi, Basidiomycota, Agaricomycetes, Hymenochaetales, Hymenochaetaceae. The coding region runs from base 413 to 2125 and encodes 570 amino acids. Gene Ontology annotation, molecular function: monooxygenase activity; oxidoreductase activity, acting on paired donors, with incorporation or reduction of molecular oxygen; iron ion binding. The transcript is spliced from 11 exons.